Messenger RNA from Leptinotarsa decemlineata (Colorado potato beetle), 1122 nucleotides. RefSeq lists its product as uncharacterized. Lineage: Eukaryota; Metazoa; Arthropoda; Insecta; Coleoptera; Chrysomelidae. The record is from RefSeq and is a predicted model, not a curated record.
AAAUUGGACAUACCAUAGUUCUGACAGGAGUUUAAAAUGUACAAUCAGAGAGUUAAAAAAAUAAUGAAGUUGGUUAGAGAAGCCACGAGCUGUUCCGAAGAAACGACAGAAGAAUAUAGAAGAGUGGACGAAAAUCACUCCCAAAUGUCUUCGAAGGCACAUACUGACUAUGAACUCAUGUCACUCUCUACAAAUUUACAACCUCCCCCCAGUUUGAUACCAUUCGAGACGACCACUUCUUAUACUCAGAGUUCAAAUUUUGCUUCGGAUAUAACAAAUCUACAAAAUUUCAAUUAUGUUCAGUUCAGUUCUGAUGCGGCUACUAUCGAGGACAAUGAUAGUGAAGUACCAAAUGAAACGAACAAAGGGGAGCAAUCAGAACCUAAACUGAAUAAUUUUGAAAGGUUGAAUCAAGAUCUCCAUAUUUCGUCCUCUGAAUCAGAUCCUCAUGCAACUGACGGUGACUCUGAUUACGUUCCAUCAGAAAAUGAAGAAUUAAUUGAUGAAAAUCAACAUACUUCUACUGAUGAUAACGAUACUGACCAUCAUAAAGAUGAUAGUGCUCAGGAAGGAGGGAAAACCAAUAAAGAGGUCAAAUUCCAAACCAGAAAAAGAAAACGAGAUGAACAGAAUUUGAGGGGAAAUAUCAUCAAAACUUCCAGGAAUAGAGGAAUGGCUUAUGAAAAUUGGAAAGGAACAUUACAGGUCGAAAGAACACUGAAAGCUCCAUGCACAAACUGUAGACGAAAGUGUGACUCAAAGUUCACAGAGGAACUUCAAAAAUCUAUAUUCACGGAGUUCUGGAAUUUAGGCGACAUAAAUAGACAGGGAUUAUCUCUCAAAGUUUAUUCUCAAGAAACAAAAGGGACGAACUCGCCAGCUGAAAGAAGCGAAGGAAAAUGAAAUUCCAAGUAGAAGACUCGAAGUAUGCAAUACAUUUUUUCUGAAUACUCUCAGCAUAAGUGGACAGAUGGUGGAGACUGUUUUUUCUGAAAUGGGACGUUCAGGUGCAGUAAUGGAAGACAGGAGAGAAAAAACGUGUAAGAAUAGCAAACUAGACGAGUCUGUGAAGAAGACUGUGAGGGAUCAUAUCAAUUCAUUUGAAACUGUAGAAAGUCAUUA